Messenger RNA from Lycium ferocissimum, 1101 nucleotides. Its product is annotated as squamosa promoter-binding protein 1-like. Gene Ontology annotation, molecular function: DNA binding. Gene Ontology annotation, cellular component: nucleus. The coding region runs from base 148 to 702 and encodes 184 amino acids. The record is from RefSeq and is a predicted model, not a curated record. NCBI's taxonomy places the organism in Eukaryota, Viridiplantae, Streptophyta, Magnoliopsida, Solanales, Solanaceae. The transcript is spliced from 2 exons.
AACGCAUACAUGAUUUAAAGACGUGGUCCUAAAAACAUCACUCUCUACCUUUUUCCUCUCAAAAUUAAAUUCCCACUUCUACCACAAGCCUAUAUCAUCAUCCUUUGUUCUCUUCUUCUUUUCUUCACAUCAACUUUAGUUUUCUUCAUGGGAACAGCUGGUCAUCAUCAUAUGAAAUCCAUGGAGAAGAAUGAUGACUUGUUGCUAAUUUCCACUAGUGACGAUGCUAAGAAGAAGAUUAUUACAACAAAUAAUACUAAUAAGAAAGGGUCACCAAAUUCUUCUUCACUAAGGAGUUGUCAAGCUGAUAAAUGUAGUGUAGAUUUAAGUGAUGCUAAGCAGUACCAUAAGAGGCACAAAGUCUGUGAAUACCAUGCAAAGUCUCAAGUCGUCGUCGUCGCCGGACUCCGGCAACGCUUCUGUCAACAAUGCAGCCGUUUUCAUGAGCUGACGGAAUUUGAUGAAUCGAAGAGGAGUUGUCGAAGGCGUUUGGCUGGGCAUAACGAAAGGCGAAGAAAGAAUUCAUCAUCAUCAUCUGCAGAUCAGCCUCCUAAUACUAUUGCAGAAGGUUCAACCAGAAAAGGAACAGUGACACUCAACACGGACAUUAACAACAUGAUGUGUGGUCAAGUUGAUGACAGAGGAGGAAUUCACGUAUCUAUCCAAGAGAAUUCCACUUACAAAAACUUCCAUCUCCGUUGAAAAAAUGCAUGCAUGUUUAUAGUAUAAAAUAAUUGCUCUCUCUCUUCUGUCAUAGUUCUCUCUAAGUAAUCUGUUUCCAAAAUAAUCAUCAUCAGUUACACCACCAGUGGCUUAAUUUAUCAAUUAUCUGCACUAAAAACAAUAUCAGUUAUCAUUAUGAUAAUGAACUACUGUCAAAUACCAGAAUCAUGCAUGGCUGCUGGUAGUUUAUAAGUACUAUAUAUUGAUCUGUGGUUGCUUUCUGCUAUAUAUAUCUAACUAAGAUAUGUGUGAUCUCAAUGUAAUUAAAGUAUUAGUGACUUUAAGGACUUGGUACGUUAAGGUUGUUGUAGUCCUUGUAGAGUUGUAGUAGGACAGAGGAUUUAUCGCGAUUUUAAUUUUAUUAUGGUGUUUUCUCUA